UUCUCAGACUGCUAUGAUCCUUUGGAUCCUAAUGGAAAUAUUGCAGUUACAUUUGAUAUUCAUGAGUGGACAACUGACGGGUAUCAGGCCAGAGUAAGUAUCGAAAAUCGUUAUCAGUAUCGGCAUAUCGACAAACCGGGUUGGAAUUUAGGGUGGGAAUGGACUAAUAAAGAGGUAAUCUGGUCGAUGUGGGGUGCGUUCGCCACAGUACAAGGCGAGUGUAAGGCUUUCAAGUUCCAAAAACCGCACUCUUGCCUGCCAAAUCCUGUCAUUGCUGAUCUGAUGCCAGAUUCCUUGCCCGUUAACAGGUCAGAAGAUUGUUGUCAUGGAGGCGUUCUAGCUGCCUGGGCUAUCGAACCUUCCAAUUCAUUUUCUUCCUUUGAGAUGACGGUUGGAAACUUGAACGGGAAUUCAACGGUAUCUCCACCGGCUAAUCUUACAUUAUUAGCACCAGGGCCUGGCUACACUUGUAGUCCAGUUCAGGAGACUGAGCCUACUCAGUCAUCAGAUCUUGGGGGCAGAAGAAAAGUUCAGGUUUAUAGAACAUGGAAAUCAAAAUGCACAUACUCUAGUUUUUUAGCAAAUACGAAACCUGUUUGUUGCGUUUCUCUCUCGACAUUCUAUAAUUCCAAGGUCACAACUUGCCCUGAAUGUAGCUGUGGAUGCAGAGAGACAGAACUAACUUCGGUUCCAUGCAUAAGGGGAGAUUCAUCGUCAUCGGUAUCGGAUGUUAAUAGUCAAGAAAUUGUGAAAUGCACAAAUCAUAUGUGUCCUGUGAGAGUUCAUUGGCAUGUGAAGAACAAUUACAGGAGUCAUUGGAGAGUAAAACUUACAAUUUCUAAUUACAAUUAUAAGAGAAACUAUUCAAACUGGAAUGUAUUAGUACAGCAUCCUGGUUUCAGUCAGAAGACCACUGCAUACAGCUUCAAUACUACAACACUCCCCACUUUUGGCUUCACAGAUAAAGUUGCCCUGUUCUGGGGAUUACAGAACUACAACAAAGAAAUAUUACAAGUGAAUGAGGAACAAGUAGGAUCAGUAACAACAGAGAUACUUCUAGAAAAAGAUUUGAGCAUUUUUACUUUUAGCAACGGCUGGGCAUUUCCGCGACGAAUAUAUUUUGGCGGCGAGGACUGCGAAAUGCCUCUUCCCGACAUCUUUCCUACACAACCAAAUGCCUGCUCCGCCACAAAACCACCUCCUUAUCUUUUCAUUCUCCUCUUACUGUAUUGGACUUUCAGAUUCUCAUGACUCGGCUUUGAUUUAGUGAAUAACUUGUACAUAAAAAUUGUGAAUUUUUCCGGAAGAAAUUCUUAUAUAGAUCUUGUCCAUCACGACAUUUAUAAACAGAACUAAUGAUA
Molecule: messenger RNA, 1361 nt
Organism: Mercurialis annua (annual mercury)
Lineage: Eukaryota; Viridiplantae; Streptophyta; Magnoliopsida; Malpighiales; Euphorbiaceae
Product: COBRA-like protein 1
Biological process (GO): plant-type cell wall cellulose biosynthetic process; cellulose microfibril organization
Cellular component (GO): plasma membrane
Molecular function (GO): carbohydrate binding
Source: RefSeq, a predicted model, not a curated record